Chrysochloris asiatica (Cape golden mole) is the source of this 1032-nucleotide messenger RNA. Its product is annotated as zinc finger protein 571-like. NCBI's taxonomy places the organism in Eukaryota, Metazoa, Chordata, Mammalia, Afrosoricida, Chrysochloridae. The coding region runs from base 1 to 1032 and encodes 343 amino acids. The record is from RefSeq and is a predicted model, not a curated record. The transcript is spliced from 4 exons.
AUGGUGAAGUUCAUGAAGAGUAAUGCUUGGUGGUUCACAUCAGGAGAAAUCUGUGAGUUUCAUGGCCGUGAAAAUCAGCGCACCACCCAGGAUGUGCAUACCAGUGGCGAGAAGUCUUAUGAAUGUAAGGAAUGUGGAAAAGCCUUUCUUAAAUUCUCCAGACUUACUCAACAUAUGAGAUUUCACAGUGGAGAGAAGCCUUAUGAAUGUAAGGAAUGUGGAAAAGCUUUUAGUCUGCCUAAGAGCCUUACUAGACAUAAAAGACGAUUUCACCCUGUAGAGAAAUGUAACGAAUGUGGGGAAAUCUUUAGUUGUUCCUCACAACUCACUGAACAUACAAGAUCUCACAGUGUAGUAAAGCGAUACGAAUGUGAAGAAUGUGGGAAAACCUUUCAUCUUCAGACCGAGCUCACUCAACAUAAGAGAACACACAGUGGAGACAGGCCUAGUGAGUUUAAAGAAUGUGGGAAAGCCUUCGAACACCUCGAGAAACAUAAAAAAGCACACAGUGGAGAGAAACCUUAUCAAUGUGAUGACUAUGGAAAAACCUCUUUUUGCUCCUCAAGAUUCAUUUCACAUAAACUAUCUCGCAGUGCUGAGAGGUCUUAUGAAUGUAAGGAAUGUGGGAAACACUUUACUACAUCCUACAGACUUGAUCAACAUAUGAGAUUUCACAGUGGAGAGAGGCCUUAUGAAUGUAAGGAAUGUGGGAAAGACUUUAUUACAUCCUACAGACUUACUCAACAUAUAAGAUCUCACAGUGGAGAUAGGCCUUAUGAAUGUAAGGAAUGUGGAAAAGCCUUUCUUAAAUUCUCCAAACUUACUCGACAUAUGCGCUCUCACAGUGGAGAGAAGCCUUAUGAAUGUAAGGAAUGUGGAAAAACUUUUAGUCUGUCUGAGAGCCUUAAAAGACAUAAAAGACGAUUUCACCCUGGAGAGAAAUCCUUACUAAACAUAUACGACUUCACACUGGAGAGAAACCGUAUGAAUGUCAAGAAUGUGGGAAAGCCUUUAUUUGUUCCUCAAAGCUGA